CUUUUUGGGUUUACAUGCUGUUUGCAUUCUUUCUUCUUUUUGUUUAUACUCUUGUUAUCUCAUUCUCAUCUCCAAUCCAACGUGUUCAUUACUUCAAUUGAUAUUAUAAAUUUUCUCGUGAUAAGUGUGUUUUUUACCUAGUGUGGUUUCUUUCUGAAUUUGAAAUGGCUGCUGAACUGAGCGACUACGAGAAACUGAGAUUGAAGAAUAUUGCAGAGAGACAAAAAUCUUUUGAUGAUUACAUGAAACAAAAUGGUCUGCAGUCUUUUGACCUAUCAAAGGCUGGGAAAGAAGUAGCCAAUAUUGUGAGAUCUGAACAGCUACUAAAGGAAAACGUAUCUGAAUCGACUGAAGCAAAGAAAUUCAAAGUACGAGCCAGAAAAACUUCUACUCCUCCGUGUUUUGUCCCUGUGCGUCGUUCAAAACGAUCCACAGUUAGGAAAGUGAAGUAUUCAGAGUUAAUAAAUGAGAAUGAUGAAAACUUGAGCAGCAGUGUAGAGGUUGAUCCAGAUUACAGUCUCGAAGAGCUUGAUGAGGAUUACUACACUGAGUUGGAAUUCAAACCUAAAAAGAGACGGAUAGUGAGAAGAAGAGAAUCUGAUAACUGUCGAAUCAUUCUUUCACCUGAAGAAAUCACUGAUGAAAUGCUGUCAAAAAUUGCCCACAGCUCUAAAAAGAAAUACUCUUCUGACCAAGGGAGCACCUGUCAUCAAUGCCGACAAAAGACACUUGACACAAAAACCAUCUGUAGAUCUCAAGAUUGCAAUGGAGUUCGAGGUCAAUUUUGUGGGCCUUGUUUGAAAAAUAGAUACGGUGAACUUGUAGCAGACUGUUUACUUGAUCCGGAUUGGAGUUGUCCAGUUUGCAGGGGCCUAUGCAACUGCUCUAUUUGUCGAACUCGAAAUGGUUUGAAACCCACCGGUAUCCUCGUUCCUCUCUUAAAAGAUACUGAGCACUCUAAUGUAUCAGAUUUUCUUCAACAGUUUGCAUAACUCACUCCAGAACAGGAAAGACUUACUUAAAACUGUACUUAAGAUGUAUUAUUAUCUUUCUUACAUGGACUGACGCUUUGCAGUUACAUUACGAGUGGCAGAUUGCCAAAAAAUUCUCACAAUUCCUGUCCUGGUAUUUGUUUAUUCCUUUAUUUUAUCGCUUUUCUUUUUACAUGAUUUUAAAUUUGACAGAAGGAGGCAAUCCUAGACCUUUUUCAUUUGUUUGCAUAGGCAAUAAUUACAAUAACUGCAUAAGCAACUGAAAAAGGUUUACUCGUCCAAAAACAGGACUACUCCUUUACCCGUGCUGAAAUUUUUCAUUUUUUUCACAAUUAUCGUCUCCAAGGAUAUUUUUAUUGACAUUUUUUGUUCUUAAGAAUUAUUAAUUUUUAGGACCCAUGUGGAAAUCAACGUUCAUAUGUGAAUGUAGAAUCAGUCACUAUCCGCAUUUUUCUGUUUAAUCCCUGUGAUUGUUGCUCUUAGCUUAUUUUAUUAAAAGUGUUUAAUUUUAAGUACAUAUUUAAAGUUUUUGCUCAAUUCACCUACAAUUGAUUUUAGAUUCAUGCCUGUCUUUUAAUUAUGCUCAACUUGUUUUAAUUUUAAGUAAUCCUUUUGACUGAAACAUCCAAGUAAAACUACUGUGCAUUUUAAAGA
Messenger RNA from Bemisia tabaci, 1646 nucleotides. RefSeq lists its product as uncharacterized. Gene Ontology annotation, biological process: regulation of DNA-templated transcription. The record is from RefSeq and is a predicted model, not a curated record. Gene Ontology annotation, cellular component: nucleus. Lineage: Eukaryota; Metazoa; Arthropoda; Insecta; Hemiptera; Aleyrodidae.